AUGCCAAUCCCAACACGAUCGCUAUCAGUUCGUGAGCCUCAGAAAAAACAAGCGGUCAACGGAGAUUCUACGCCGUUGUUUUCACCUACAAAACAAUCACAGUUACCACUCGGCAGUCGAAGCUCGGUGUCAAGACGAUUAACCACCAGCUCAGAGAUACUACAAUACGAAAGCAGUAGCGGGCUUGGGAUUACAUAUGGGAACGGGAGCGAAACUGGAAGCAGCAAUGACAUACCGGAGAAGAAGAGCUUUCUGCCUCAGAGGCGAACAAUUCCUAGACCGCAGAGCCUACAGCUGCCUCAAUCAACAGUACAAAGCGCAAGGUCAAGACAGCCAGGGGAGAGCCGCCUAGAAGCGAUUAAACCUACAAGAACUGCGCCGUUACUUCCUGAGAGCGCAAAAUCACGUCCAAGUUCCUCCAGAGCCAGGUCGCCCACAAAACCGGAACCCAAACGAGUACUUGCCAAACCUCCCAACUCCGCACCACCGGCGAGAUCAGUGCGCUCUUCGUCGCUGCUACAUCCAGCUGCACCAAAACUAGUCAAUCCCGCAUCACAUGCGAGACAUCGAAGCCAAAUAGUUAAUUUUGACUCGGUAAAAUCGAGGCCGCAGUCAAGCGGGAGGUUAAGCUCGCCGUACUUCUCUCCAGGAUCAAAGCUCGCAGGCACGCCAUCACCGACGUAUCAAGCGCGAUUCGGCCUUAAGAAGCCCUCUAAAACCAUUGCCAACUCACCAGAGACGGUCCUUGAGAACCCUUCGCCUUCACCUACGCCUCCCGAAGACCAGCUGUCGCCGGAACACACACUUGCGCUGCAAACCGAGCUUCUACAACUUCAUGUCCUGCAUUCACAGGGGCUUCGGACAAAGGCAAAAUGGGAAGCUCAUGCCGAGAGACAUUAUAGGAAGCUGCAUGAGUCGGUGAAGGCGAGUUACCGGCGGGAGCAGGAGAGACAUAAGUACCAGAAUCUCCAAGCUGUCAAGAAGUUUGAAGAGAAAUCAAGGAGUUCGGGUAGUGGACAUGACUUUAAUAUUCAGAUGGGGAUACUAUCACGAGUUAUCCAGGAAGUAACUCACCUUACAGAAUCAGAAGACAGUCAGUAUAAUACUGUCGUUGGAGUCUUUGAAGAAUGGACCCAACACGUUGCCAAACUCAAGCAGAAUCGGGAAUUGAAAGACAAUGGCGAAGUAAACAGAGAUAAGCUCCUGUCGAACAUUGACGAAGAUGGGGAGCUCCAAUUCAUCGAGCCCUUACCUCCGCAAUGGAAAGAUGACAUUGGGACGUUGUUAGUACAACUAUCUCAAUUGGCUGGUAACCUGGAUGAUCUGGAUAUACCCAAGACCGCUGAUACAGACAAGUUUGGCAGGCCAGUAGAUUACUCUGACUCCGCCCUCCUGAAGGCAGCUACCGGGCAUAAGUCCCUAGUAUCCUCUAUGAUCGAGGAGUUGGAUAUAAUCCACAAUAUUGAAAUGGAGAUUAUGGAAUUCGAAAUCUUGUGGAUGGAGCGCGCGCUGGAGAGCGUUGGAGGUACCAUUGAGUUAUGA
Nannizzia gypsea CBS 118893 is the source of this 1542-nucleotide messenger RNA. RefSeq lists its product as hypothetical. The record is from RefSeq and is a predicted model, not a curated record. NCBI's taxonomy places the organism in Eukaryota, Fungi, Ascomycota, Eurotiomycetes, Onygenales, Arthrodermataceae. The transcript is spliced from 2 exons. Bases 1 to 1542 code for a protein of 513 amino acids.